UAUAGUAUAUAGUAUAUACAUAGUAUCGAAGUAUCGAGAUUCGAGGGACAAACUGAGAAAAACAUUUACAAUAUUUAUAAUACUAGGUUUAGGUGCUUAAGUAUAUCGUUAGUUAUUUAAUUAUACCGUACAAGUGUACAACUGUCAACAAAUAACCAAAAUUAAUUACAAUUAAGUUUUAACAUGAUAUAUCCACGUCAUAAAGCUCAAAACCAGUAACUUCUCGCAUUACACUGGUCUGUCAUAUUUUAAUUACUUAUUGAAUAAUUACUAACCUUAUCAUGUUUUAUCACAAGGUAACGUACUAACGUGCCUCUCAUAGAUUAAAGCAGAAAAAAAAUGUUUUCAUUACUUUGCACUCGAAUCUCAUAUUAUUUACCGUCAUUUGUAUUAUUAAUACAAUUUGUUGUCUUUUAAGAUAGUUAAACAUUUCAUUCAAAAUUGAAUUUGAUUGUAAAAUAUAAAAUAAACAUGAGUCAUAAUCUAACUAAUAGUGAAGAUAUUAAUGAAGACAUACUACCGCCAGAAAAAAGAAUUCAAACAUUAUUGUUGUUGAGUUCUAAAAUUGAGUUAAACACGAAUAUAGCAGCUAGAAAAUAUUACCGAUCAGGGCGAGAGAUGAUUAGUAUGGCUGAUGUAUAUACAAAAGAAAACAAUUUGGAACAAGCAUACAUUCUUUACAUGCGAUUUAUGACAUUAUUUUUGGAAACUAUUAAUGAACAUCCUGAUUACAAAAAUGUACCAAUUGAAGAACGCAAUUUAAAUUAUCGGGCUCUCCGCGAAGUCCUCCCAAUAGCAGAAAAUAUAAAAACUAAAUUAUUAGAACAAUAUAGUACUGAAUAUGAAUUGUGUCAAGAACGAAAAGCAUUACAAGAAUUUAAAGAAAAACGUGAUAAAAAAUUAUUAAGUUUAGAAAAAAAUGAUACGCCAUCUAUUCAAAAUGUCACUCAAAAACAUUUAAAUACAAUUUCAAAUAAUACCACAGUACCUGAACUAAAUAAUACUUAUUUAAAUAAUCCUACAUCAUUUGAAUUAAGACCAUCAGAUCAUUCAGAACACAAUUUAAUCAAUUUUAAUGAAUUGGAUGAUAAUACUCUACCAUCAAAUAUACCUACACAUUCAAAUUCAAAAAUAGAAUUCAAUCAACAUAAACCUAUUGUUGAUAGAAGUACCAAACCAAUGUUGUACAAGAACACUACAUGUCCGUACAAUCUUCGCCAAAUAAUAGUUCCAGGCAAUUUAACUAAAAGAUUCCUCGAACAAGCACAACGGAAUACAUUCAAUAAUUUAGAAACUUGUGGCAUAUUAGCAGGAAAAUUGAGUUCUAACUGUUUAAUUGUCACUCAUUUAAUGAUUCCAAAACAAAGUGGUACAUCAGAUUCAUGUACUACAAUGAAUGAAGAAGACAUUUUUGAAUUUCAAGACAAGCAAGAUCUUAUUACUUUAGGAUGGAUACAUACUCAUCCAACACAAACUUCUUUUAUGUCAAGUGUAGAUUUACAUACACAAUAUUCAUAUCAGUUAAUGAUGCCAGAAGCUAUUGCAAUUGUCUGUGCACCUAAAUAUAAUGAAUCAAAUUUCUUCUUUUUGACGCCUUAUCAUGGAUUACAAGUUAUAGCCGAUUGCAAAUUUUUCAGUGGUUUCCAUACACAUAACACAGAUGGUGAUAUUUAUGCCAUUGCCGAACAUUAUGUAUUGGAUGACAACUUGCUGGUCAAUGUGGUUGAUUUUAGAUAAUAAGAAAAUUACAGUAUUUUAAACAUUUUUUUAAAUGUUAACCAUGUGAAAAAUUAAAGUAGUAGGUCUAUCUAUUGUAUGUUCUGGCACAAUCUACUUUUUUCAACUUAUUUAAUAAUAUCUUACUCAAAAAAAAAAAAUUAAAUAAUAGUGAAUAUAUUUUUAUCAUUUAUUAAUUUUAAAAGCAAAAAAAAACUAUUUAUACUUAUUACUAAUUUCCUUUGUUUUUUUUUUUGUAUCUAUUUCUAUUUAAUUAUUUUAACUAUUUAAAAUUAUUCAUUUUAUAUUUUUCUGAUUCCUAAAAAGUCAAUGUUAAUUACAGUUUUAAAACUGUUUCAACAUUUCUCAAUAUCCACUAAAAACAAAAAUUUGAAUCAAGCUUUUACAACCAACAAUUUUUAAAUUAAAAGAAGACUAUUUUUUAAAUUUUUAUUCUAAAAUUUUAAAUUAAUUGUCUACAUUUUUCUAUAUUUUCCACCAAUUAUUUUUAUUUUAUUUCUAAAUUCAAAACAAAUUCUUAAUUUAUUGUUUAUUAUUUUAAAGUAAAUAUUCUUUGUAACAGCAAUUUCUUGGUAAAAAAAUUAUAAGCCACACAAUUUUUUUUUUUCAAUUUUGUCAUCUGUUAAUGAAUUACAACAGGUAAUUUUUGUAAUAAAAUUUUAAAUGGUUUUGACACAAUAUACAUUUAAUAGGUAAAAUCACACUGUUGAUUAAUUUCAUGCCUUUAUAAUUUAAUUAUAAUGUAAACAAUUUUAAGGCUAGAUUUACAUCAUUGGAAUACCAAAAUGAGGAAACUGAAACUUAUUUGCCCAUAGCUUGAUAUUAACUCAUCAAGUCAACAAAAUUAAUACCACUGAACAAUUUUUGUAGUUUGAAGUGUCUUUCAACUAACUAAUAAAACUUAAACAUUUUUCAUCUAUUUUGAGAUGAAGUCGAUUGUGUUCUGUAAAUUAUCAGAACAUACAGUAGAUGAAAGGUACUUAUCUACUAAAACUAAUUCACGUUUUGUUUAUCUAGUAAUUAUUAAAACUUGGUAUUUGUUGAUUCUAAGAAAUAUAUCUUAUUCAUUAUUUUAAAAUAAUUAUAAUGGUUUAUCUCGAUUUUUACUUAUUUAUUAAAUAUUAUUAUUAACUAUUGAUUAAUAAAUUAUUUUUGAUAUUUAUGUCUUCAUGUGAAUUUUCAUUAGUCUUUAUAAAUGGUUAAAUAUUUAAAAAAUUUAAAGUUAGGAUUAUAUAUUCUCUAAUCGUAAAUUAAUGCAAAUACAACAAAUUAUGUUGUUGGGUAACUCAUGAAUAUCAUUAUAAUUUAUAAAGAGUGAUUUUUGAAAAACACGUUACUAAACCAGUUAAUUUUAAUUAUAUUAAUUAAGUAUGCAUUUAUUAAAUCAGACAUUUUGUUAUUACAUUAGGGAAAUUUUUUUAUUGACCUAUUACCAACAAUACAUUAAAUAAAUAUUAAACUAAUAACUAAUUAAUAUAAAUAUUAUGUUUAAUCAAGGAAAUUAUUUAAUUUUCAAGAUAUUAUCUUUAAAGUUUAAUUAUUUGUAUUUUAUUCAUAUAUAUUUACAGUUCAAUAUUUUUUACUAUAAAUUAAUAUUUAUAAAUAAAAUAUAAUAUAUAGAGGUAUACUUUUUUUUAAAUAAGUAUACCAAUUAAUUUACUUCAACAUGUUCUAUCAAUAUAUGUAUGAAUAGUAGAUAAUAAAAUAUGUAACCAAUUUUAGAUUAUAAAUAAAUAUUUGUUUAAAAUUAUUUUGAUUACAAUAAUACAUCCAAUUGUCACUUAAUUAUUAGUUACAUAUUAUGUAAGUUAUAAGUAACAAAAUGAGGUUAAAUUUAUACAUGUUCAUUAAUUGGUAAUAGUAAUUCUAAGUGUUAGCUCCAUAAUAAUAAAAGGAAGAAAUUCCUAUAGGCUGUUAACAGUGCCGCAACUAUACCAAUUUGGGUUUGUCGUUUGUGUGUAAAUAAAAUUAAUGGGCCCCCUCCCUCUUUAACAUUUUUAUCAUUGGGACCCUGGAUCCGUGUGUAUGACAUACACAACAUACCCAGUUAUUGCGGCACUGGCUGUUUGUUUAUUAUGUUCUUUUUAACAAAAAAAAAAAAAAAAAAAUGAAUGAAUAAUCACAUAUAUUGACAAAUUAGUUUUGUCACCAAAAUUAUUUUUUGUUUUUUUUUUUGCAAAAUUUAAGAUAGUUCCAUUUUAAAUUGUGUUUUGUUAUACAUGUAAUCUAUUAUAUGUUUGCAUUGUUGUUGUUGUUGUUAUUGUUUAUCAACAUUUUGAGUAUUAAUUUAAUUUGAAUAGGUAUGAUAAUUUAAUAUUUAUCAAUUAUCAAUAUACUCAGUUUUUCAUUAAAAAAUAUUUAUAAAAUUGAAUUAAUAUUAUUGAAUAAAAUUUAUGACAUUUUUCAUUCACUCA
Rhopalosiphum padi (bird cherry-oat aphid) is the source of this 4151-nucleotide messenger RNA. RefSeq names its product STAM-binding protein. Gene Ontology annotation, cellular component: endosome; membrane. The record is from RefSeq and is a predicted model, not a curated record. Gene Ontology annotation, molecular function: protein binding; K63-linked deubiquitinase activity; metal-dependent deubiquitinase activity. Bases 472 to 1737 code for a protein of 421 amino acids. NCBI's taxonomy places the organism in Eukaryota, Metazoa, Arthropoda, Insecta, Hemiptera, Aphididae. Gene Ontology annotation, biological process: protein K63-linked deubiquitination. The transcript is spliced from 10 exons.